AUGAAAUCACGUCUUUGUAAUCUCAAGCUUUACAAGUUUGAUGUACCUUUUGAGUCUGAUGUCGGAGUUAUGGUACUAAGUUUUAAAGGUGUACACGAGUGUGAACGGUUUCAGUUGACGCGAUACACAGGAAGAAAACAAAGAGGAGGUUCAAAAGCUGGAUUGUCCAAAGCAUUCAUAGAUAUGGUCGAUUGGUCGAUCAUGAUGGAACAUGAGUCCCACAUAGCUAAUCAUAUCUUCGACUAUAUUGUCUCCAAUUUCUCGUUCAAGGAUCUUGAUACCGUACCUCCCGCAGUUUGGUGAAGAUCAUCUAGACUCGUACCAAUUGCUCCACCAACGACAGAGAUAGUAGAUUGUUACCAAAGUCAAGAAUUGUGUUGUAUAUGAAAAGGGUAUCCGAAAGAAGAUGAGAUUGUUCAUAAAACAAAAUGCAAUCACAUUUUCCACGCAACUUGUAUCUCUCGUUACUUGUUGCACACUCCUCGAUGUCCUCUUUGCUCCGUAGAGUUGCCACCUGUCGACAUCCGAACUCUUCUCUUCUUCUAA
This is a messenger RNA of Capsella rubella, 546 nucleotides long. RefSeq lists its product as uncharacterized. The record is from RefSeq and is a predicted model, not a curated record. Lineage: Eukaryota; Viridiplantae; Streptophyta; Magnoliopsida; Brassicales; Brassicaceae.